CAUAUUUUGAUGAACUUCUCGCCAAGUCAUUCUUUCAAACAUCUAUUGGAACAAAAGGACCAUGCUUUGUAAUGCAUGAUCUAAUACAUGAAUUAGCUCAACACGUGUCUGGAGAUUUUUGUGCUCGAGUGGAAGAUGAUGUUAAGUUACCAAAAGUAUCUGAGAAGGCUCACCACGUUUUGUACUUUAAAAGUGAUUAUUACCGGCUUGAUGCAUUUAAGGAUUUUGAGGCUAUGACUAAAGCUAAAUCUCUUCGGACAUUCUUACUAGUGCAUCCAGAGGAAGACUCUCCUUUCCAUGCUUUGAGUAAAAGAGUUUUGCAAGAUAUAUUACCAAAAAUGUGGUGUUUACGCGUGUUAUCAUUAUGUGCAUAUAAAAUAACUGAUUUGCCUAAAUCAAUAGGUAAUUUGAAACAUUUGCGUUACUUGGAUUUGUCUUUCACGGAGAUUAACAAAUUACCUGAAUCAGUAUGUUGUUUAUGCAAUUUACAAACGAUGAUGCUGAGAGAAUGUUCAUAUCUAUAUGAAUUGCCUUCAAAGAUGGGAAAAUUGAUUAAUUUGCGCUAUCUUAAUAUUGAUGGAUGUGAUUCAUUGGAAGAAAUGUCAAGUCAUGGAAUUGGUCGAUUAAAAAGUUUACAGAGGUUGACUCGAUUUAUUGUGGGCCAAAACAAUGGAUUAAGAAUUGGAGAAUUGGGGGAGUUGUCAGAGCUUCGAGGAAAACUUUAUAUUUCAGACAUGGAGAAUGUGGUGAGUGUUAAUGAUGCAUCAAGGGCUAAUAUGAAGGAUAAAAGUUAUCUUGAUGAGUUAAUCUUUGGUUGGGGUGACGAGUGUACCAAUGGUGUUACACAAAGUGGUGCAACAACGCAUGAUAUACUCAACAAGUUACAACCUCAUCCAAAUUUAAAACAACUCUCCAUCAGAAACUAUCCUGGUGAAGGAUUUCCAAAUUGGCUUGGAGAUCCUUCAGUGUUGAAUCUCGUGUCCCUUGAGCUUCGGGGUUGUGGCAAUUGCUCAACAUUGCCACCACUUGGACAGCUAACCCAGCUUAAAUAUCUGCAAAUCUCAAGGAUGAAUGGAGUAGAGUGUGUGGGUGAUGAGUUCUAUGGGAAUGCUUCCUUUCAAUUCCUAGAAACACUAUCAUUUGAGGAUAUGCAGAACUGGGAGGAAUGGUUAUGUUGUGGAGAAUUCCCUCGUCUCCAAAAGCUUUUUAUAGGAAAGUGUCCCAAACUCACUGGGAAAUUACCAGAACAGCUUCUUUCAUUGGUGGAACUUCAAAUUGAUGGAUGUCCGCAGCUUAUGGCUUCACUCACAGUUCCUGCAAUUCGUCAGUUGAGGAUGGUGGAUUUUGGUAAACUACGGUUGCAAAUGGCAGGUUGUGACUUCACAGCUCUUCAAACUUCAGAAAUUGAAAUUUUAGAUGUGUCUCAGUGGAGUCAACUUCCAAUGGCACCACACCAGCUCUCAAUUAGAAAAUGUGAUUAUGUGGAGUCUCUGCUAGAGGAGGAAAUCUCGCAAACCAACAUACAUUAUCUGAAAAUCUAUGAUUGUAGUUUUUCUAGAUCCCUGCACAAAGUUGGUUUACCCACUACACUGAAAUUACUAUUCAUCUCUGAGUGCUCGAAAUUAGCGUUUCUCGUACCUGAGUUGUUCAGAUGCCAUCUCCCAGUCCUUGAAUGUCUACACAUCGAAGGUGGUGUUAUCGAUGAUUCUCUCUCGUUAUCCUUCUCAUUAGGCAUCUUCCCCAAGUUGACUCAUUUCAUGAUCAAUGGUCUUAAGGGGCUUGAGAAGCUCUCCAUUUUGGUUUCAGAGGGUGAUCCCACAUCUUUAUGUUUCCUGUAUCUAGCUGGUUGCCCUAAUCUUGAAUCUAUCGAAUUGCACGCUCUCAACUUGGAGUCUUGUAACAUUUUUAGGUGCUCCAAGCUCAGGUCGUUGAAUUUAUGGGAUUGUCCAGAAUUGUUGUUUCAGAGAGAGGGUUUGCCUUCCAACCGACGUGAACUUGGAAUUUCCGGUGUCAUGCCCCAGGUGGAGUGGGGUUUGCAAAGGCUGACCUCUCUUACUCAUUUCAGAAUCUUAGGUGGAUGUGAAGACAUUGAAUUAUUUCCCAAGGAGUGUUUGCUGCCCUCUUCUCUGACUUCUCUUGAAAUCUCGAAUCUUCCAAAUCUCAAGUCUCUUGACAGCAGGGGUCUUCAACAACUCACCUCUCUUCUACGAUUAGAGAUCAGAAACUGCCCAGAGCUCCAGUUCUCGACAGGAUCGGUUCUUCAACACCUUAUCUCUCUAAAACAAUUACAAAUUGAAGGAUGCUCGAGGCUCCAAUCAUUGACAGAAGCGGGUCUUCAACACCUCACCUCUCUUGAAAGUUUGUGGAUCAAUAAGUGCCCAAUGCUCCAAUCCUUGACAAAAGUGGGUCUUCAACACCUCACCUCUCUGGAAAUAUUGGGGAUCUAUAACUGUCGUAAGCUCAAAUACUUGACAAAAGAAAGACUUCCAGACUCCCUCUCUCAUCUGGGCAUCGAAGGGUGUCCUUUACUGGAAAAACGGUGUCAAUUUGAGAAAGGGGAAGAAUGGCGUUAUAUAGCUCACGUUCCAAAAAUAGAGAUCAACCGUGUGCUAUAUUAAUCAAAGUGCCACUCCGCCAAUAUAGAGUCAGCACAGAGAAAAGAUUGAAGCAACAGACUGGGAACUCCAGCAAAGAAAAUCCGUUUCCCCUGGCCCAGACUCUAAUCUUUGGCAGGCUUUCUCUGAGGCAGGUGCCCAGACAACAAUAGCAAGUCUGUUAGGACCCGAAAUGGCCAUCACAACAAACCAGCCACAGAAGGAACUUCUGGCCCUGAAACUUGGGGUUUUGGAACAGAGAGUUUUACAGCCACCCCUGCUGCCGGCUCUAAUAUUUCCAGACCCUCCAUUGGAGGCAAUAAUGCCCAGCUGUUUGUUGACUCAAAGAAGAUUGAGGGCAAGCUGGCUACUCAACCUACUGAAUGGGCUGGUUUCUAACUUAUUUGGUGAGGCUUAUAUCAUCCUGGGCACUUCUGGCAAUAAGAGAUGGGAAUAGAUAAAAAGGCAAAACAAAAAGGGAUUCAUGGCUUUCUGGGCAUGAUUAUGCUUGUCUUGAGCCCAAACAACAUCAUGGUCAUCACAACAUUUUAUUUGGUAUUGAAGUGGUGUCAGAUCUAAAUGCAUUAGCUGGACAAUCGAAUGGUGGUUUCUUAUCUAAUGGAUGUUGUUUUACUAGACCAUGGAAUGAAAGAAAACUCAACCCUCUCAUCCAUAUCGAGAACCAUUUAAAGCCUGGGCCAUGGAAUAAGCUCAAGCCUUUCUGUACAGAGCAGCUGGACUCUCUCAAAUUUUUUAUUUGUAAAUAUCCAAAGCUAUGAUUUCAAAGUCAUUAAAGAUGCCAAUCCCUGUCCUCAGAGCUUAAAGAGUGUGUUAGACUGUUACCAUUGAUCACCUCAGUCCAAAAGGCAUUCCAUUCAGGGAAGAGGAAAUAGAAGAAAGUGGAAGCUCUUGAUGUAUUUUGAUUUUGAGCAAGGCUUUCUUGAUGUAUACUCUGACAUAUUGCUCAAAUUAAUCCUGAUGAUUUUCUUGAUUGGGAAGGUGACUUUUCCUGCAAGGAAGAGGAUAGAUUGUUCUGAUUUUGGCAGAGUUUUCCCAGUGAAGGAAUUGGAGGAAGGGGAGAUUCCUGGGUGCUGAACUAUUGAUGUUCAUUGCUCUGUUCGAGAAGAACAAGAAACUGUGAGUAGAAGUUUCAGGCUAGUCAAAAGCAAAGGAAAAGCUGAAGCUGAAGAUAUCAUGCACAAAAACAGGGGAGUUUCCAUUGAAACUUGCCCAAAUUAUGAUUGAACCCUGGCAUUGAGCUGAUGCUUCAUAACGUGUUAUUAUAAGAGAUCUAGGCUGCCAGAGUUGUCUGAAUAUACCCCAUAGUCUCUCUGAUGCCUGUACACAAGUCCUGGGGCGCCUCCAAUAAGGAAGCUUGAUCAAGAACCAUUGUGCAUAAACUCAUACACCAGAAGUCGGUGUUCACCCACACACUGCAGUAACGCAGCAAGUGCCUUGAUUCUUAUGACAGUGCCAAAGGCUUCUACCAUUGCUUGUACUCGGGAUUCUGUGAUAAAGCUGCAGAUUUUUGAGGUUCAAGCAGUAGAAAACUAGUGAAAUUGCAGCCAGAGAAACGAAGAAGAAGAACGCAGAGGGGCCUAAGAGGACUGAGAGUAUUAGAAUUGCUUUAUUUUGCUUGCCUCUGCCUGAAGUUAGUUCACUGGAUUUCAAUAUCUUGAUUUGAGCACUUCUGGAAACAGCAGUUUGAUCCAACCUCCCAUUUGAAAGAGGUAGUCUUUUCCUCCAACAGCUUCCAGUUCCAUUUGGAAACCUCAGGUCCUCAAAAAUAGCAACUGCACAGUAGGCUCCAACACCAAUCCCUGGGUUGGCAAUAUGGUAUUAGUUGGGUGCUUGAAGCUCUCCCAUAUACUGGUAUACAAUUUCCAUCUCCAAGCAUGGCACCAUGCACUGGUUCGCUGCUCACAUUACCAGUCUUUGUCUCAUAUAUCUUAGCCUCUAGAGAACAAGCUGUCCAUUGGUGGUAGCCAAACUUUUGAUCCUCUUGGCACCGGUUAACUUCCAUUUGCAGUCCAGAUAGCAAGAAGGAAUAGGUCCUCUUCACUUGGAGAGGGUCGGAAUCCAAAUGCAAAAUCACCAGAAAGGCAAAGCCCAUGUGGAGUUUUCAUCAGUGGCAUAGAGAGAUGAACCCAAGCUUAUAUUACCAUAAGCUUGGCUGAUGAGUAACAAGUAGGGGUAGAGAGACAAUGUAUGUAAGUUAUUAUUCACUGCUUUUCUCUGCAUGUUGAUUAAGUUGAAAGAGACUAGUGAAUAUUAUUUUCUUCUAUAAUUGAAUAUUCUCUU
Messenger RNA from Vitis riparia (riverbank grape), 4895 nucleotides. Its product is annotated as putative disease resistance RPP13-like protein 1. Lineage: Eukaryota; Viridiplantae; Streptophyta; Magnoliopsida; Vitales; Vitaceae. The record is from RefSeq and is a predicted model, not a curated record. Bases 72 to 2618 code for a protein of 848 amino acids. The transcript has 10 exons. Gene Ontology annotation, molecular function: ADP binding. Gene Ontology annotation, biological process: defense response to other organism.